CCUGAUUCGAGAGUACCGCGACGUCUUCCCCCCCUAUUUCUCAUACAGUGGGAUUCCCCCGAUGCGCGGUGUCGAGCAUUCCAUCCAGCUCGUGCCUGACUAUCGUGUUCACCAUCAGGUACCAUACCGACUCUCGAUUCCAAAGGCGACAGAACUCAAGCGUCAGCUUGAGGAGCUCCUUCGACUGGGUUUCAUUAAACCCAGUAACUCCCCUUGGGGUGCACCUGUCCUCUUUGCUCGCAAAGCGGACGRAACUCUCCGCCUCUGCAUCGACUACCGCGGCCUUAACCGUUACACGGUUAAGAACAACUAUCCCAUGCCCCGUGCAGAUGAGCUGUUUGACGGUCUAGUAGGCAACCGCUUCUUCACGAAGAUCGAUCUUCGUAGCGGCAACCGCUUCUUCACGAAGAUCGAUCUUCGUAGCGGUUACCACCAGAUCCGCGUUGCCACAGAGGAUCAUCCGAAGACCGCCUUCCGAUCGCGCUUCGGCCACUACGAGUUCACGGUGAUGCCAUUCGGCCUCACCAAUGCACCCGCCACCUUCCAGACGGCGAUGAACGACAUCUUCAGGGACAUCCUUGAAGAAUACGUUCUCGUAUACCUGGACGACAUCUUGGUCUACAGUCGUACCUUAGAAAACCAUCUCAGACACCUCCGCGAUGUCCUACAGCGCUUACGCAAGCAUGGCUUCUAUGCCAAGCUCAGUAAGUGCCGCUUUGCCCAGCGUAAAGUGGACUUCCUAGGACACCAUGUGUCUGACCAGGGUCUCCACAUGGACGACGUGAAGAUCACUGCUAUUGCAGAGUGGCCCGUCCCCACAUCUGCCAAGCAGCUUCGCAGUUUUCUAGGCCUCACCAGCUACUAUAGUAAUUUUAUCCAGGGAUACGCUAGGUAUUCCUACGUCCUUACCUCUACCCUCCUCCGGAAGAACCCGCCGUGGUUUUGGACACCCCUGUGCAAGGACGCCUUUCGCGCCCUCAAGAAGGCGGUGACCUGUGCGCCGGUUCUUCGCCUUCCCGAUUUUGAUCGGCCCUUUAUCGUCACCACCGAUGCGUCAGACUUUGCAGUGGGAGUUGUCCUUUCUCAGGUGUUUCCCUCUCCUCCAGAUUUACCUUACCCCCUUAUCCCUCUUUCCCCCCCCCCUCCUGCUGACACUGCUUCUCGACUGACGCCUACCCUCCCACCACUUUCCUCCACUGACAGUCCUCUUGUUACUUACUCCCCGACCAUCGCGGAGGAUGGGACUAUCGAGGCUCGUGUUGGGAAUUGCCCGAUCGCUUUCUACUCCCGUCAGCUACUGCCUGCCGAGAUAAACUACACUGCCGAUGAACGUGAGGUUCUCGCAGUAGUUUAUGCUACCCGGCAUUGGAGUCAUUAUCUACACGGGGCGCCCUUCACGGUGCGUACGGACAACUCAGUUGUCCAGGCUUUCCUCACGAAGCCUAAGAUUUCCCCUCGAGAGGCACGUUGGUGGCGUGACUUAUCUGAGUUCAGUUUCACCACUCAGCCCAUCAAGGGUGAAACGAACCGCGUCGCAGAUGCCUUGUCCCGCCGUCCUGAUCACAAUCAGGAACCCAUCCAUCUUGCUGCCAUCUCCAUCACCACUGUUGAUCAGUCGGUGAUCGACGCGUAUCGCACUCAGUACCGCCACUGCCCCGAUUAUCGCUUCAUCCACGCGACACUGCGGAGUGGCAAGACCGUUCCUUCCUACUCCCUUGGGGAGAACGGCCUCGUGUACUGGCAUGGAAGAUCUGGUCAGCUAGAACCACGUAUCUGCGUUCCCUCCACCGGACAGCUCCGCGUCCAGGCUGUAGCAGAGUUCCAUGACCAGGCAGCUGCCGGUCAUAUGGGUUUCCACAAGACGUUGGCUCGUGUUUGUCGCCUAUACGUCUGGCCGAAGUCCAAGGACUUUGUCAAAGCCUACAUCCAGGAGUGUCCUACUUGCCAGGAGGUGAACAAUGCGAAUCACCUUUCGUAUGGGUUACUUCAGCCCCUACCCAUACCUGAGGGUCGUUGGCAGUUCAUCUUGAUGGAUUUCAUUGGUCCCCUCCGCCCACCCACUGAGCGCGGUCAUGAUGCUAUCUUGGUCGUCGUCGAUCGCUUAACGAAGCAUGCACGUUUUGUCCCGUGCCGCUAUCGCAUUAGCGCUCGUGAGGUCGCCGACAUCGUCUUCAGCCGAGUCGUGAGAGAUCACGGCUUACCUCAGAGCAUCAUCUCCGACCGUGACCUGCGCUUUACCAGCACAUUCUGGCGACGCCUACAUGAGGUGUACGGAUCCCAGCUCCGCUUCUCAUCGUCUUACCACCCUCAGACGGAUGGUCAGACCGAGGUCACCAACAAAACUCUCGACACUCGUUGCCCUGCGCUUGACGACUGGAUCGCCCACAUGGCGGCGAUUAUGAAGCGUGCACACGAGUGUUUAACCGACUCCCAGACUCGCAUGGUCGCACGAGCGAACCGAUCACGAAUGUAUCAUCCAUUCAAAGUCGGUGACGAUGUGCUUGUCGACGCACGCCACUUACAGCUCGAAGCAGAUACGCUUCGUAAGUUCAAGCGUCGUUUCUUCGGUCCAUACCGCAUCGUUCAGGCCGUCGGUUCUGAUACUGCUGCUAGUCCGGUCAACUUCCGUGUGAAGCUACCUGAUUACCUUCGACAAGCUCGCGGGCACGAUGUUUACCACGUCUCCUUGCUGCGUCCUUAUCGCAGACCGUCCGAGCGCUUCGCCGGACGCUCUUAUGAGCGCCCUCCACCUAUCAUGGUGGAUGGUCACGAGGAGUUCGUUGUUUCCGACAUCGUAUCACGCCGAGUUACCGACGAUACCCCUCCACGCAUCGAGUACCUUGUGCGUUGGAAGGGCUACCCUGAUGAGGAGGCUACUUGGGAGCCCCUUGAGCACUUGCAGCACGCCAGGAUGUUGGUGCGUGCAUAUGAUCGUGCUCGUCGUGCUGAGACAUCUGCUUCUACUCAGCCGACUGACCCUCUUCCUCCUCCUCCGGCUGAGGAGAUUGCUGAGGACGAGCCCAUUCCCUCUGAGGCCAUUCCUCAGCCGCAGAUGGUCGCCUCCGAGCGUCUACAGCGCACUCAUCGUCGCCCUUCGCGUUACGAUGACUGACACUCUUAUCCUCUAUCUUUCCCCACUGACUCACACCAUCAGGUACUCCAUCAUCAACUCUUCUUCAGGAUGUCAGCGUUUUGCGACUCU
Chara braunii is the source of this 3202-nucleotide messenger RNA. The record is from the annotation of a GenBank genome assembly. NCBI's taxonomy places the organism in Eukaryota, Viridiplantae, Streptophyta, Charophyceae, Charales, Characeae.